Molecule: messenger RNA, 470 nt
Organism: Paramecium octaurelia
Lineage: Eukaryota; Ciliophora; Oligohymenophorea; Peniculida; Parameciidae
Source: the annotation of a GenBank genome assembly
AUGAAAUAUUAACAAAGAAUGAUAGACAAAAUUCUCAUCUUGAUUCAUAUAGAGCCAAGUUUCAAAUUGCUGGGUAAACCAUUCUUAACGGUGAUUCUUCUUUUACUUAAGAACCUACUAAUAGAAAUAUCUAUGAGAGUAUUUCUUUAAAUUAAAAUUCAUAGCUGAAAGAACCGAUCAUUAGANUUAACAAAAUUGAAGUUGCUUAUCCCUUAAUCGAAAAUAUGAUUGGUUUUAAAAAAUUAAAAAAUAUCGUUGAUUAUACAACAAUUCCUAUUUUAGUAGGAGUAUUGUUAUCUGGAGGUUGGGUUUGUUUAUCAACGGUAGCAUUAUCACAUACUGUUACGUAAUGGUUUCUUUUAACAGGAGCCACAUCAUCAUUUGCUCUAAUUUCAUCCAGUUUAGUUGAUAAAUUAUUAAAUUAUCUGUUUUAAAAUUAAUACAAGAAGUGGAUCAAAUUAUAAAAUUGA